UUCUGAGGGUCGGAAGGUACGCGGUCACACUGCUAACAACACUAUUACUGCAAUUAAAAAUUUGUGUUUUUAUUAAAACUAUUACUGAUAACCGUUAGAAAAUUUAUAUCGUUUCAAAUACGGGCUCUUGCGACAACAGUAGGCUAAACAAUAACGAUGGCAACGCUUCCACCCCGUAAGAGUCAGACGCCAACACGGAUCUGCAUCUCCAAGCAGCAUUUGACGCCGCUUCAGACAUUGCUCCAAAUGGGAUUUCCACGGCACAGAGCGGAGAAAGCUUUGGCGUCGACGGGAAACCGAGGUGUGCAAAUCGCUUCCGACUGGCUGUUGGCCCAUGUGAAUGAUGCCUCUUUGGAUGAGUGCGCCCCACGCGAAUACAUCAUAUAUGCAUGUCCCACGGGACCUUUCCUGCAGCAGCUGGAGGAGUUCUGGUCAAAAUCGCGCCAAAUGUGCGGCUGGAAUGGUGCCCACAACUACGUGCCCCACAUCACACUUGUGUCUUUCUUUAAGGCACCGGACGAAUGCUCGCUGCAGCUUUCAAAGGCUCUGAAGCAGGUGGUCGACAUGACGGGGGCCCUACUGGAUCGCCCUCUCAAGCUAGAGCCGUAUAUGAGCCAGAACUUCAUGGGCUUCUUUGUGGCCGAAGAGGAUGCCAACUAUCUCAAGCGUCUGGCUCUGCAAUACGUCAAGGAGGUGUCCAACUCAAUCAUUAGCGAUACCUAUGAGCAGCUGGACGCCAUUGUGGCCUGUUUCCCCUGGUGCGGAGCGGUCUCCUCGGGCACCCGCUGCAUACCACGCAGCAGUCGAUCCAUCUCACUCGAGCCCCACGUAAAGAGCCUGCACCUGACGCUCGCCUAUCAGUUCCCGCAGGCACAAUUCAAUGCACUGAAAGCACUCGUGGAAACACUAGACGCCGGCUGUGCCUCCAAUUGGGAACUGCGCCUGUACUCCCGCGACCCACGACUCGCCACCAAACAAGUCCAGAAAGUCGUCUAUCCGCACAAUCCUCACGAGACCGAUGAGCUAGAGCUGCGGAUUGGCGACUACAUCUACUUGAACAGUGACGUUGUCGACAGCUCAAGUGACGGCUGGGCCGAGGGAAUCUCCUGGCUCACGGGCAGCACGGGUCACCUGCCCGUUAACUACACCGAACGCACUGCCGAGUCAGACGCCUGGACCCUGCAUCGCGUUGUCCAGCUGUCUAAGAGUGUGGCCUCUUCGCUUACAUCUGCCGAAGAUCUGGACAUUGUGGACGGGCGCAGUAUAUCCACAGAACCCGAGGAACGUCAGCGGCUGAGUACAACCCAUCCCGAGAUUAUAGAGGGCUCAUCCUUUGAAGAUUCAGAGCAGAGUGUCGAGAAAUACUUGCGACAGACACUGAAACCGUGCCUGGAACUGCCAUCAGUUCAAUUGCUCAAUAGCCAGAACUUGAGCCAUCAGCUAAAUCCACACACACCCACGAUUGAGAUUACGACCAAUAUGUCUUCCUGCUCUACAUCGAUGUCCAAGCAGGUGGUGGACGAGAUCCUUGUAGAACCACUGGCAGCGCAGCCACCGCGUCCCGAUGACACGCUCAGCGUCCACUCGGAUCACUCGAUGCAUCCGUGUUCGCUGGAUGCCUCACAGACAAAGAACCGCAAAGUGUACAUCAUGCGACAUGGCGAGCGAGUGGACUUUACAUUCGGUACUUGGAUACCCUACUGCUUCGAUGAGUUUGGCAAUUACAUGAGGAAGGACCUUAAUAUGCCCAAGACCCUUCCACGUCGCAAGAACAGCCCCGAGGGCUGGCAGAACGACUCCCCGCUGACCAAUGUGGGUGUAUUUCAGGCAAACCUCAUCGGCCAGGCUCUGCUGGAGGCUCACGUUCAGGUCGAUCAUGUCUACUGCUCGCCCUCAUAUCGCUGCAUUCAGACCUGCACCAGUGCCCUGGAAGGCCUCCAGCAGGGCGGACAGCACAAGAUCAAGCUGGAGCCGGGUCUGUUUGAGUGGAUGGCCUGGUACCCCAGCGGUGUUCCCGACUGGCUGACCAAGAAUGAACUAAUUGAGGCCAAGUACAACAUCGAUUUGGAGUAUGAGCCCGUGCAGCCCUCAGGGGAGCUUACCGCCAGUCUCAAGGAGUCCACAGAGCAGUUUUAUACCCGUAAUCACGACGUUCUGUUGCAGCUAUUGGAGCGCACAACUGGUAAUAUCCUUGUAGUGGCUCAUGCAACGACAUUGGACACCUGCUCUCGCCAGUUGACCGGUGGAGCUCCUCGGAGCACCAACGAACUGCGUCAGGUUAUACACAAGAUCCCCUACUGCAGUCUGGCAACCGUGGAGCAGGUUGAUGGCGUCUGGAAGCUGGUGGAGCCCGAGUGCCUGCCGGUGACACACUCGAAAAACCCGCGCUUCGAGUGGAAUGCCUUGGCGACCACCUAGUGCCAGUGCUUGGAGCAGUUUCUAUGCAAGCACUGAGACUGAUCGAGCAAUCGAGAAAGAAGCACACGCUCCAAUAUUUAAAAUUUGUUGCUUAACUAUUCAAAUUUAGUAUGCUUUUUCCGCUCGGUCAUUGAUAACAAAAUUGCUUUGUGACUGCCAUAUACAAAGAGAUACUGAAAGCUAUGUAGAUAUACAAUGCCACGAUACACUGCGAUGGAAUACGAUUUUGUUUCGAUACAAUAAUGCAUAUUAAAUUUAAAAUCAUUAUGCUGCAUGUUCUGCCAUUAGCCAGUUGAAGGGAAUCGAAUCAAGAGAGACCCGGUACUUUAUUGCAAUCAAUAUGCAAAUACACACAUAUAUUUACACAAA
Messenger RNA from Drosophila pseudoobscura, 2787 nucleotides. RefSeq names its product Ecdysteroid phosphate phosphatase (gene Epp). Gene Ontology annotation, molecular function: protein binding. Bases 157 to 2418 code for a protein of 753 amino acids. The transcript has 8 exons. The record is from RefSeq and is a predicted model, not a curated record. NCBI's taxonomy places the organism in Eukaryota, Metazoa, Arthropoda, Insecta, Diptera, Drosophilidae.